This is a messenger RNA of Eimeria mitis, 2685 nucleotides long. RefSeq names its product penicillin amidase domain-containing protein, putative. The transcript is spliced from 21 exons. The coding region runs from base 1 to 2685 and encodes 894 amino acids. The record is from RefSeq and is a predicted model, not a curated record. Gene Ontology annotation, molecular function: hydrolase activity, acting on carbon-nitrogen (but not peptide) bonds, in linear amides. NCBI's taxonomy places the organism in Eukaryota, Apicomplexa, Conoidasida, Eucoccidiorida, Eimeriidae. Gene Ontology annotation, biological process: antibiotic biosynthetic process.
AUGAAACUGUCAAACGGGAUGGGCAUUAAGAGCUUCCUAGCGGUAGUAACCGCUAGCAGCCUGGCCCUUUUGGUGAUUCAAUACUACAGAACGCGGGAUACAUGGGGAUAUCUUGCGCUCACGUACACCGACUUUUUCGCCUUUGCCUUGGGACUUAUAGGACGUCCAAUCGUUACCCGUUUCUUCACCCCCGAUGAGGACUUCUGGAACACACCCCUAGAGGUGCCCGGGAUCAAGGACUCGGUGCGCAUAGCACACGACAAAAAUGGAUUGCCCUAUUUAAGCGCCUCUAGUCGGCUGGACCUCUGCUUUGGUCAAGGUUACCUGCAUGCUACAGGGGUGACCGAGGCAUUGAAGUCUCUGCCUGCGCGGCCAGUUGAGUUCGUGCUUCUGGGACACACGCCUUCUCUCCCAUUUACCUUGUUGGAUUUGGCCGCUAUCUCCACAAUUUACUCUAUAAUGUUGAACAGAGGGCUGACGAGAGACUUUGUUAGAGUGCACCUCAAAGAGGCGCUGGGCGACAAAUGGAAGGUAAAAGGGCGCAAGCCAGUCAAGUUCCCGUCAGUGGAGCUCAAGGAUACAGAUACGGAAUGGGCACAGAGAGGCCCCUCCACGUUCCCAGAGAUGUCAGAGGGGCCGUCUUCCCUUAGUCCCGAGUUCGGGGGCCCUAUGCACGACAGAGAUCCCAACACGAAGAUUACACCUGAGCGUAUGCAGCAAUUCAAAGAGGAUAUGCAAAGAGCGGAGGACUUCUAUGACCUUAAGCACCCAAGGCCGUGGACUACCGAUAAACAACCAGAACAUACAAGCAACUUCAACCUGAAAAUGGACGGCAGCAACGGCUGGGCAGUUUCUGGCAAACUCACGAAAACGGGAAUGCCCAUCUUGGCUGGAGACCCGCAUGUUGAGGUCAACGCACCAGGCUUUUGGAUGCCCAUGUGGCUCAAAUCGGACGGCAAGGGGGACGGUAUGCCCAUUCGCGCCGUUGGGGCAACGGCUGUGGGGAUUACUGGCAUGUUCGUGGGCCACAACGAGCACGCAGCCUGGACUCAAACAGUGGCGCACACGGAUAUUGAGGACUUAUACUUGAUAGACCUUAAUGAGGAGGGAACUCACUACUUUUACGGGGGCAAGCAGUAUCCUCUCAAGCUCAUCGAACACAACAUUUAUGUCAAGGCAAGCUGGGGUUUUGGGCCACGUGGUCGUCACCAUGGACCCCUGUUCUCCGACGUCGUCCCUCCUCUGCGCAAGGGCAUCAAGAAGAAUCAGGCCCUCGUCUUUGCCUCUGUAGCUCUGCGUGCUCCUCUUCCGGCGCUUUGGGCGGAGAAGAUGCUAUUUGGGAAGAGCUGGAAGGACUACAUUGAAAUGGGGCAGCACGCACAAAUGAACGAAUUCGUCUGCCUCUGGGCAACGAAGGAAGGCGCAAUCGGCGCGUCCGUCACGGGCGCUGUGCCCGUGAGACCGUUCAGCUCUCUUCCGCAGUUCAGGAAUGGCUCUGACCCUGCACAAGACUGGAAGGGUACACUCCCCCAGGAGCAGAUCCCGUUUGUGAUGAACCCUAAGAGCGGAUUUGUUGUCGCCGGAAAUUCUGUACUAGCGAACGACCCAAAGAGGGUCUUCGGCGAGGUUUUUGUCCCAGGGCACCGCGUUCGCCGCGCGCACCAUUUGCUGAAUGAGCUAAAGAAGAAGAAGAAGAUUGAACUCGAGGAUCUUAUCAAAAUGCAGGAGGACCAGUUCAGCGAGCACGGUUGCGAGUUCAGAGAUUUCGUACUCAAGGAAUUCCUUAACCGCUUUGACCUCAAAAAUGACCAAACUGAGGCAACUGCCCUGUGUGCAGAAGAGGGUCUCACACCCUACGUGGCUCGAUUGCUGAAGUCGGCAAUGGAGUCUUGGGACUGUUCGAUGAAUGCUUCAUCAUAUGGGGCUUCAGUUUACGAGGUCUGGCUUCAGAUGAUGUUACAGGAAGUAUUCUCUGCGAACAAUUGGACCGACGAGGCUCUGUUCACAUUAGUCGGGGGCUGGAUGCAUCCCACGUGGUUGCCGCGCACUGAGGCCCUCAACCACUGGCGUGUUAACUUGCUAUCAGCGUUGAAGGACAAGAAUUCGGGUAUCCUCCCUGCCGGUUUUCCAAUGACUCGUUUAUUUUGCAAGUCCUCGUAUGAAACACUAAUGUACCUAGUCGGUCGUCUAGGCCCCGACGUGAAGGACUGGAAUUGGGGAAAACUGAGGAGUCGUUUCAUAGACCAUCCCUUCGUUAAGGAUGUGCCGCUUCUCAGAAAUCUUCUCAGCGUAGGGCCGCUGAAGUGGGGAGGAAACUUCGGCACACUCAAGGCGCACCACUUCGAACCCCACAUUCUCAAGUCCAACGAUCCGCUUAGUGGCAACUUUCAUCGAGGAAUAGACACAACUUCUCUCAGGGUGGUAUUCGACUUGAGCGAUUGGGAGAAUUCUCGCUGGGCCUAUUUCCCUGGUGUCUCAGGAUGGGUCGGCAGCGAACAUUUUGGAGAUACUGCAGAGCUCCUUGAGGACGGAAAAGAGAAACUGUUUCCCAUGCCGUGGGACGAGGACAAGAUUGAGGCUUCGCUGAUCGCUAAGAAGAUUCUACGCCCCAAGCAACACAAACAGCAGCCUCUGGAGCAGAGGCAGCCCGCUCAGCGUCAGCAGCAGCACAAGCAAGAGUUUUAA